AUGGCUAGUAUUGCUACCACAGAGGAAAAGCAUCUCGAGCCUCCGUGGGGAACCUCAGUCGAAAGGACCGAGCGCAUCGAUGACAGGCCGAGUGACUUCCUCGAUCCACACCGAGCAGCUCUGGAAGAAAAUCCUGAUCGUGCCGAAAGACCAUCUGCUCGCACUAUUCUUGCCGUGGUGUUCUUGGCAUUAUCCUAUGUUUGUCCAAUUGCGUGUGGAUUUGCACUCCCUGUCGCUCUGGUUGAACAAAUCGGUCAAGAUCUUGGAGACCCGACUAAAAUUACUUGGCUAGUGGGAGGUUGGUCUAUCGCAUCAUCUGUAUCCUUCUCCGUAGCGGGUAGUUUCAGUGAUAUCUUCGGACGACGGUGGACUAUACUCAGCGGCCAGGUUUUUUGCUUGAUCGGAGCGAUUGUUGCAGCCACAGCAAGCUCAGUUACUAAUAUUAUUGCUGGGUCAACAUUCCUGGGAUUUGGCGGAGGCAUGAUUUUCGUUGCUUACGCCGGCGUAUCCGAAAUUCUUCCUAACAAGUGGCGCGGCACCGGCCUAGCGGCGAUUGAACUUGCAAUCAAUGUGUACUUUGGCUCCAGGCCGUUUGGUAUACCUAGUGUACUGAUUGCAACGAGCGUGAACGCUCAUACUGCUCUCAAAUGGCGCUGGUGCUACUAUUGGGGUUUAGUCUCCUGUGUCGUCAGCUCAGUCGGAGUAUUCACAUUUUACUUUCCACCCCCACGGCCACAGUACGAUAUUGAAAGAACCAGAUGGCAAGAGUUAAAAGAUAUAGACUUUGUUGGCCUCAGUCUAUAUUUAAGCGGGUUGACUACCUUCCUGAUAGGAUUGACCUGGGCUGGUGGGGCCGGGCAUCCAUGGCGGAGUGCUUCUGUCAUUAUUCCCGUAGUAAUGGGGUUCACGGUACUCCUUUCUGCCUUUGUUUUCGAUUUUGUAUGGGCCAAGCAACCGAUUUUUCCCUUGAAGAUAUUUAAGAAAUUCAGGGAAUACACAGUUCUGCUCGGCAUCACAUUUGUGGCUGGUGAUCCACGCUCUUACGUUGUGAUCGCUAAUAUACAUGCUGGCAUCAAUUUCUACUCAUUAAGCGCUCUUCUCCCGCAAGGCUCCCUAUUUAUGUAUACCAAUAACCCAAUUCAAAUCGGGUUGAUUGCACUACCUAAUGGAGUCUCUCAGUUCGUGUUCGGGGCCAUGGUCACUGCACUCUUAGGUAAAUUCAAGCGCCUAAAACUUCAAAUGAUUACAGCAUGCACAAUACAGACUAUAUUCUGUGCUGUAUUGGCCACUAUAGUUCCAAAGAACGUAUAUGCCUGGUCCGCAUUGCAGGUCUUCAUACUAGGCCCUUUCUCGUGGAUUGUAGUCUUAUGCUACGUCGCAGCUGGUGUAAAUAUUCCAUUACAAUAUCUGGGUCUAGCAUUGGGUCUCAUUGGCACAUUCCGAAGUAUGGGCGGUAGUGUAGGAAACGCGAUUUUCAACACUAUACUGAACGGUGUUGUGAACAACAACUUGGGUAGCGCUAUCGCGAAAGUCGCUCUUUCAACCGGACAAUUCGAUCCAGCAAACAUCAGCUAUCUGAUCGGCGCGACCAUCAAAAAUGCUGCCGGUGUCCCUGGCGCGUUCGCCACAGUUCCUGGGAUCACUCCUGCAGUUGAGGCUGCCUCGAUUCAGGCACUUCGAGAUGUAUAUGCGAAGGGGUUUAGAAUGAUUUCGUACAGUACUAUCCCUUUUAAUGUAAUUGCCAUUGUAUUGGCUUUGAUCAUGUUCGAUCCAUCAGAGUACCUUACCAAUCAUACCGCGGUGCGAUUGGAAACCGAGCAUAAGAGGAAGAAGGAUGUUUCUGAGAGUAACAGCUGA
Messenger RNA from Bipolaris maydis ATCC 48331, 1857 nucleotides. RefSeq names its product fungal trichothecene efflux pump. Gene Ontology annotation, molecular function: transmembrane transporter activity. Gene Ontology annotation, cellular component: plasma membrane. NCBI's taxonomy places the organism in Eukaryota, Fungi, Ascomycota, Dothideomycetes, Pleosporales, Pleosporaceae. The record is from RefSeq and is a predicted model, not a curated record. Gene Ontology annotation, biological process: transmembrane transport.